Messenger RNA from Trichogramma pretiosum, 1372 nucleotides. It is a transcript of the gene Rsf1, whose product is annotated as RNA-binding protein Rsf1-like. Gene Ontology annotation, biological process: positive regulation of mRNA splicing, via spliceosome. The transcript has 3 exons. Bases 398 to 967 code for a protein of 189 amino acids. Gene Ontology annotation, molecular function: RNA binding. The record is from RefSeq and is a predicted model, not a curated record. Gene Ontology annotation, cellular component: spliceosomal complex. NCBI's taxonomy places the organism in Eukaryota, Metazoa, Arthropoda, Insecta, Hymenoptera, Trichogrammatidae.
UCGCUGCGUGCGAUUCGCGCGCAGCAUCUCUCCCUACUUUUGCACCGCCGCACCGCACCGCAUCACACACACACACACAGACAGCAGCAUUGUACGCCGCCGAUGCCUCGCAGCCUAUGCUACGCUAUGCUGCCGUAUUAACAUGCAAUAGUCUCUCGGACUUUAGAGUGUUGCUCCGGUUUGUCAUCCGCAAAAUACACGGUGUGCGCAUAGCAGCAUAUAUACAGCAUAUAGCGCAGGGGACGCCGCGCAGUAAUUUUUGCCCGCACAGUAGUGAGCGCGGAUUAAAAGCGCCUUCGCUGCAGCACAGCACGGCAGCGGCAACUUGUUGUUGAUUGAAGACGACGAGGAAGAAAAUUGUUCACGAGUCUCCCAGAGGAAAAUUCACAUUGCCAAAAUGACGCCAGAUGGAUAUGCAAGGAUAUAUGUUGGAGGUCUGAAUGAGAGUAUCAAGAAAGAAGAUUUACAAACUCAAUUCGAAAAAUUUGGCAAACUCAACAAAGUCUGGGUGGCAUUCAACCCACCGGGCUUUGCCUUCAUCGAAUACUUCAACAUGGAUGAGGCAGAGAUGGCGUGUAGCAACAUGAAUGGCACAGAGAUAAUGGGAGCAAAAUUAAGGGUAGAAAUUUCACGAGGUCGAGGCCGAUCAGUCAGAGGUGGAGGCAGAGGCGGUGGAGGAGGUCGUGGAGGAAGAGGAGGCUUCGGUGGCCCUCGUGGAGGAGGUGGAGGCGGUUACAGAAAUAACACAGGAGGUGGAUACGACAGAGGUGGCAGCUAUUACGGAGCUGGAGGAGGUGGUGUCGGUGGAGGUAGUGCUGGUGGACGCUACAGCCAAGGCAAUGGGGGUGGACGCAGUUAUGGUACCCAAGACUCUUAUGGCGAUGGUGGAUAUGGUGGAAAAAGGUUUAGGAGUCGAUCUCCGCCUGGACGUACUAACAGUCAACGUCAUCUGCGUGAAUGCAUUUAAAAGAACUACACUUCGUUGCCAAACCUUUUUGCGGGCUACCUGUUGCCCGGCACGACGACUACAUUCUGUCCAAUCUUCGCAGCGAAACAACCAAUUAAUCAAUCAUUGUUUUAUAAGAAUUGUUAAUUCGUAAGAUCACAGCUCGAGACGUAUUGUAACUAGGUUUAUUUACAAAAAAAUUUUGGUUCUGCGCGAUAAUUCCAAAUUUUUUGAUUAUCAAGUAACCAAAAAUCGCACAUGAAGUGAUAUUGAAUUUUAUGCAGUAUCUUUUUCUCUAUUUCGAAAAUUAAUUUUUCUACUGAUAUUCCAGAUCAAUUAAAACACGGUAUUUUGAUUAAUUUACUUGUAUUUAUAAAUAUUAUAUUAUAUAAUAAUGUAACGAAAAAAAAAAAUUAAAUUAGGAAU